Messenger RNA from Caenorhabditis elegans, 471 nucleotides. RefSeq names its product MBL fold metallo-hydrolase (gene C02F5.14). The record is from RefSeq and is marked reviewed. NCBI's taxonomy places the organism in Eukaryota, Metazoa, Nematoda, Chromadorea, Rhabditida, Rhabditidae. The transcript is spliced from 3 exons. Bases 57 to 380 code for a protein of 107 amino acids.
AGAAAUUUUCGUCUCGGUUUGAUUGGUUUCGAUCCAGUAUUUUAUAUCUCCGAGAAAUGAAGUAUAUCACUGCAUCCAUACUUCUGUCUUCAUUUCUCUUAACAUCUUGUACUUUGGAGCAUAUGUUCGAAGAUGAUAUUAGUGACACAUUUGUACCAAAAGUAAGAGGAGAUGGAGAUGUUAUUAUUUUGGAUCUUUCAAAUAUCGAUCAUGCAAAUGGAGCUGAAAUUCCACGAAACUUGACUGAAGAGGAUACGAAAAUUAUUCCAACCCAUAUUGAUUUUGCAGCUCUGAAAGAAGCGUAUGCAAAGGAAAACAAAGCUGAACGAUUUUUACCGUCCCGUUUGUUUUUUGGAGAUGAUGAUACUGAUAAGAAGUGACACAUUUUAAAUAACCCAUUUAUGAACUUAAAAUUGUAUUAUCCAUGUAGAACAUCGCAUUCGGAAGUGAAUAAUAAAAAACAUAAAGCUG